AUGUCCAAAGACACCCUAAAAUACGAAACAGACACUCUAACCGAAACCACCAACUUUUCUGAAGAUUCCACGACUUCAGAAUCCACUACCUACAAAGAACGGCCGGAAUUCCGAAUCAAUUUUGAAAAACGAAAUUCUGAACGAACUAUGAAGCGAUUUUUUUACUGUGGCGGUAAUGUUGGCAUUAAGGUGGGUCUAAAAAUUUUAAAAAAUGUUUGAUAUUUUGAAACUUAAAAAAUUUCGAAAUAUUGAAAUUUUUUUUUAAAUAUUGACUUUUACAAAGUUUCUUAUCUUAACCUUGCCAUUUUCAGCGUAUUGUCCUAGCCACCUUAAUAUUAAACGCUUUAUGGAGUUGGGCUGUUGGUGUAGCUAGUGUUUACUUUGAUAUUAUCUACAAUCAAGCCGAGUUUCAUCGACAAUUUAUUCAUGUUUAUGUGUGUAUUGUACAGACAAUCAUUCAUUACUACACAAUAACUGGUGUUGUGAAAAGUAUCGUGUGGAAUAUGCAGGUCUUCAUCAUGUACACAGUGAGUUUUUUUCGAUAUUAUUAUGUUUUUGAUAGUUUUUUAAACUUUUUUAAAAGUUUUUGCUAUUAUAACGCUUCAAAACCUGAAAAUUUUGAGAGAAAUAUGAAAAAGGAUGAUUUAUAAACCAAUAUGUUUACAAGCAGUACAUAUUUUACACAUAAAUAUAAGCUAAAAACAAAUGAAAACGUCUAAAACAUUGCCGUGAUCACCCUUGAGCCCUGCGAGAAAAACAAGAGCGAAAACAAAAACGCUUUUGCUCCGUGCAGUCGUGUCCGAGUGGUUAAGGAGAUUGACUAGAAAUCAAUUGGGCUCUGCCCGCACAGGUUCGAAUCCUGUCGACUGCGUCAUGUUUUUUGGCUUUGUUAAGGAUGUUUUAACGUUCUUUUUCGAGUUUAUAGGUUAAAGUAGAUGUCUAAAAAAGUUUUUAUAAUAUAUUCUUUAAGAUAAAAUAAUUUUUUCGCGAAUUUUUGAGGUUUUAAUUAAGAAAAAGUGCGGAAAAUAGCUAAAUUAGACCAUUUUAAAACUUUUUCGUUUUGUUUUUAUAAGUUUAGGUAUGAAAAUAGUUUUCAAACAGUCGUAAAGUGAUAGAAAAGGAAAAUAAGAAACAUAUAAAAUAAUUUACAAUACAUGUUAUACCUAAACCUUACUGUAUUACACGAAAAAUAUUGAAAAACAUUGAUUUCUUACCUUAUUUAUGAAGAAAACCAAUAAUAAUGCCAUUUUCUAACUAUACCUUAAUUUCAGCUGAUCUGCAUGACCCUCCUAACCAUCCACUGUAUCUACGAGUUCUUCACAAUGGAAAUGACAGAGCUCUGUUCAUCCGAUCAAGUGAUAUUCACCGUUCCGUUCAUCUUGACCUCGGUUGGAAACGUGUUCGCGGCCUACUUUGCUUAUGAAAUGUAUCGAUUCUUAGUGACCGUGGCUCGUGACCACCCCAACUUUAGUGCGGAGCCGGAGAAGGUGAUUGAGGAGGAGAGGAGAUCGUUUCGGGAGUACAUGUUUGCCCAUCCGGACGUCUACAACAACAAAACAUCCGGCGAGAAGACGCGGAAGAUUUUGGCGGAAAUGGCUUGA
This is a messenger RNA of Bursaphelenchus okinawaensis, 1601 nucleotides long. Lineage: Eukaryota; Metazoa; Nematoda; Chromadorea; Rhabditida; Aphelenchoididae. The record is from the annotation of a GenBank genome assembly.